Chaetomium globosum CBS 148.51 is the source of this 1419-nucleotide messenger RNA. RefSeq lists its product as uncharacterized. Bases 1 to 1419 code for a protein of 472 amino acids. The record is from RefSeq and is a predicted model, not a curated record. NCBI's taxonomy places the organism in Eukaryota, Fungi, Ascomycota, Sordariomycetes, Sordariales, Chaetomiaceae. The transcript is spliced from 4 exons.
AUGACGGCAGAUAUAGCUCCGGGCCGUCCCGAAACCCUUACCCCUGAGCAAGAGGAGAAGCUCAGGCGGUUAUGGCAGCUCGUUUUCCAAGUGUGCGCGGUGGGCCAAGAGAACGGCACAGCUGCCGCAACCCCCGCCAACGACAAGGCCCAGGAGGAGGAUUGCAAGAAGGAGAAGAAGAGCCGAAUACCGUUCUUCUCCCGGAAGGGAAAGAAGGAGGCAGAGGCCGAGGCCACGUCAGGGGCACCAGCAAAUGCGCCCGUGGUGCUCAAUCUCGGGAAGGAUGGAGAAGCCGACAAGUACGGCCAAACAAAGGUCUUCUACGAUACUCUCGCUAGCCAGUCGCCCCAGUCGAUACGGGACACGAUCUGGAAGAUGGUGAAGCACGACCACCCGGAUGCGCUUCUCCUGCGCUUCCUCCGGGCGCGCAAAUGGGACGUCGAGCGGGCACUUAUCAUGCUGGUCUCCACCAUGAACUGGCGGGCGCAGGAGAUGGAUGUCGAGGAACUGAUGCGAAAAGGCGAGGCUUCUGCGGUGGCGGCCGAGGCGAGCAGCGAUGCGGCCGAGAAGAAGUUCGGAAACGACUUCAUGGCUCAGAUCAGGAAGGGCAUCAGCUAUGUGCAUGGGCAUGACAAGCAGGGGAGGCCGCUCUGCUUCGUCAACGUCAGGCUACACAAGCAGGGCGAGCAGGCGGAAGAGGCUCUGGAGAAGUACACUGUGUACCUCAUUGAGACGUGCCGCAUGGUGCUGCAGCACCCGGUUGACACUGCCACGAUUGUGUUUGACAUGACCAACUUCUCCAUGGCGAAUAUGGAUUACACGCCUGUCAAAUUCAUGAUCAAGUGCUUCGAAGCGAACUAUCCAGAGUGUCUCGGCACGGUGCUCGUCCACAAAGCCCCCUGGAUCUUCCAAGGCAUUUGGAAAGUAAUCCGCGGCUGGCUGGACCCCGUCGUCGCCAACAAAGUGCACUUCACCAACAACGCCAAAGAAAUGGAAGCGUUCAUCCCCCUCAAGCACAUCCCCAAGGAUCUGGAGGGCGAGGAGGACUGGACGUACGAGUAUGUGGAGCCGGCCGAGGGUGAGAACGCCAAGUUGGCCGACACGGAGACGCGCGAUCGCCUGCUGGCCGCGCGCGAGGGCCUGGUCAAGGAGUACGAGGCCGCCACGCUCGAUUGGAUCGCCAGUGCUGCCGACAAGGAUAAGGCCGCGGAGGUCAAGGCCCGCCGCAAUGCUCUUGCUGCUAAGCUUCGCGAGGACUACUGGAAUGUUGACCCCUAUAUCCGUGCCCGGUCGUAUUAUGACCGGAUUGGCGUGCUCUUGCCCGGCGGGAAGCUGGAUUGGUACCCGGAGCCGAAGGCGGCUGCUCCUGCGGCGGCUCCGGCGCCUGCGGUUGAGACGACGGAGGACGACCUUGAUUAG